Coregonus clupeaformis (lake whitefish) is the source of this 2085-nucleotide messenger RNA. RefSeq names its product RING finger protein 121. The transcript has 9 exons. NCBI's taxonomy places the organism in Eukaryota, Metazoa, Chordata, Actinopteri, Salmoniformes, Salmonidae. Gene Ontology annotation, cellular component: Golgi membrane; endoplasmic reticulum membrane. The coding region runs from base 48 to 1046 and encodes 332 amino acids. The record is from RefSeq and is a predicted model, not a curated record. Gene Ontology annotation, molecular function: ubiquitin protein ligase activity; metal ion binding.
UCCAACCCGGAAAUGGCAUGAGCUAGGAAUUGACAGCACUCCCGAAGAUGGCGGGGGUGUUUGAGGUGGAGGUUGAUGGUGUAGAACACGAUCAUGGACUCGGACACCACGAUGAACCAAAUCAGGUCGACCUGUCCCAUCUGUCACCGGAGGAGAAGUGGAGGUUGGAGCAUGCCAGGAUGCAUGCGAAACACAAGGGCCAUGAGGCCAUGCACGCUGAGAUGGUGCUUAUCCUCAUUGUCACCCUGGUCAUCGCCCAGCUGGUCCUUGUGCAAUGGAAACAGAGGCACCCCAAGUCCUACAAUCUGGUGACUCUGUUCCAGAUGUGGGUGGUUCCUCUGUACUUCACCACCAAGCUUCACUGGUGGAGGUUUCUGGUCACGUGGUUAAUCUUCUCUGUGGUCACUGCAUACGUUACCUACCGUGCCACACGCAAGCCCCUGGAGUGCACCACGCCCAGGCUGGUCUACAAAUGGUUCCUCCUCCUCUACAAGAUCAGCUAUGCCACAGGGAUAGUGGGCUACACUGUCGUCAUGUUUACACUGUUUGGCAUCAAUUUGAUAUUUAGAAUAAAGCCAGAAGACGCAAUGGAUUUUGGUGUGUCCUUGCUGUUCUAUGGUCUGUACUAUGGGGUCCUGGGUAGGGACUUUGCCGAAAUGUGUGCAGACUUCAUGGCAUCAACAGUGGGGUACUACAGUGCGUCUGGAAUGCCCACCAAGCACCUCUCAGACAGUAUCUGCGCUGUGUGUGGCCAGCCCAUACUGGUUGACAUCAGCGAAGAGGGAAUCAUCGAGAACACCUACAGACUAUCCUGCAACCAUGUAUUCCAUGAGUUCUGCAUACGAGGAUGGUGCAUCGUGGGAAAGAAGCAGACAUGCCCGUACUGCAAAGAGAAGGUGGACCUGAAGAGGAUGUUCAGUAACCCCUGGGAGAGGCCUCAUGUCAUGUAUGGACAACUCCUGGACUGGCUCCGCUACCUUGUCGCUUGGCAACCAGUAAUCAUUGGACUUGUGCAAGGCAUCAACUACAUCCUGGGGCUGGAGUGACCUGGGAGAGUGGAGAGGGACACACAAGCCGUAUGGAGAUGGUAGAUACUGCACUGGCCUGACAGAGACUAGGAGGCCUCACCAUGGACUAUAAGAACAUCUAUUAUAAACUGUGUCUAUACAUGUACUAUUUGUAUAUAUUUAUAGGCACAUAGUAUCUGUAUUAAGAUUUAUUAGAAUUUUACUAGUAACCUGGGUUUGGAUGUCUGUUUUAUUGUAUUUUUGUUUAGUCAAUCACAACUUUUUAAACAAAUGCAGUGUACAUUUCAUCACUUAGUAAAAUGGUCCUCAGUUUUUUGAUGGAGAUGCUUUUUCAAAAAUCAUUUGUCUUAACUUUUGUUGUUGAUAUUUGUUGGUUUCUACGGUAAUGAGUGGUUAACACAGCCCAGAUGAGUGAGUGAAGCGUUGUAGAGUGCCAGUCUUCAUUUUGUGUGUUAAACCUGCACCUUUUGUUAGUGGAGGUCCUGGUUGAAUGUGGCUGCUGGGGUGAGGGUUUCUGGUCCCUCAGGAGCACUGAUCUCAAGACAGUGUGUCCUAUCCUACUACAGACUGCCAUCUCUUUAAGAGGGGAACUGCCCUUUCCAAUAUGUCCAUCUCACGCCUCUCUCAGACAGCCUCUCCUGUCUGUGUUCAGCCCAGAUGACUCAAGAAAUAGGUACUGUAAAAGACUGUAUGCAAAAAGGUGAAUAUAAUUUGAUCAUUUCGGUUGUCGGUUUACUUUUUUGGCAUGUUUUAGUUUUCUUGAUUGUCUGUUAUUAAACGUGAGACAGUCAAGAUCAGGUGGACAUUACUUCAUUUAGACCAGAUUCACUAGUAUAGAGUCAUGACCUGGGGGAUUUUGUGUAUCAUUUCCAGAAUAUUAUACUUCCUAUCCCGUUAAGAUGCAAUAUAGUUCUCGUCGUAUAAAGAAACAUACCAGACUGAUGCCAGCCAUGCCACCCUGGACUAGGAUUGGGUGUGGCCAUUGAAAUAUGAUCUGUUUUUAGACUGCUCCUGUGAUAAAUAUAGGUAAACAGUAAAAAUAUAUUUUGUUAUAUGA